This is a messenger RNA of Leptosia nina, 1689 nucleotides long. NCBI's taxonomy places the organism in Eukaryota, Metazoa, Arthropoda, Insecta, Lepidoptera, Pieridae. The record is from the annotation of a GenBank genome assembly.
AUGAAGCUUAAGGUGGACAAAAGUUUAUUGCCGAUAAAGAUACACUUCUUCUUCUUUUUCGCUGCACUAGGGCCUCUACUACCACAGAUAAAUGUAUUCGGUCGGCAGCUUGGCGUCUCUGCAGCGGUCAUGGGAAUGGUUACAGCCGUUUUGCCGCUCCUAUGGGCCGCUGCGAAACCCCUGUUCGGAUAUGUCGUCGACUUUUGGCCGAACAAAAGAAAAUUAGUCUUCAUGCUACUAAUAUUGACAAUGUCUGGCUCGUAUUGUUGUCUGUGGUUCCUACCAGUGCCCGAAGAUCAAGAGAAAAUCUUAGAAUCCGUCUACAAUUUGAACGAAACGAUUUAUAUAAAACCUUACGACGACGCCGACCUCCUCGACAAGUACAGCUGUCACUGGAACUGCUCCACAGACGAUAAAUUUGACGUUUACCUGUCAAACGCGACGUACAUAAACACUAUGUAUGUGGAGGGCGCUGCCAGCAAUGUAUCUUGCUCGCUCUUACACAUGGAGCUAGAUAUCCGAGAGAGAGAGAUAGCAUGUGCUCCCAAGCAAAAUUGUAACUUGAUGUGCUAUGAAGCGAAUUUGAAUGUAAACGUUUCGAGUAAAACGGAUGCAACGGCGGACGAGAAUGAGGGUAGUUUUUAUGUGACAGCGACUUUUUGGGCAUUCGUCGUGCUGAUGUGCGUCGGGACGGUCGCUUUUAAUGUUGCAAAUUGCAUUGGCGACGCCGUUUGCUUUGACGUAUUAGGACCCGAACGGGGCUCAAAAUAUGGGGCCCAGCGCGCUUGGGGCACAGCCGGUUACGGCCUCACUGCCUUCUUGGGUGGUUGGUUAAUAGAUAUGGUGUCUGGGACGUACAAGGACUUCACCCCGGCGUUCCUUAUAGCGAUAGUCGCUACUUGUAUCGAUUUAGCUAGCUGUAGAGCUUUGACGCUACCCUCACUGUCGAGCCCCACAGACUCGGGUAAAGCCCUAAGGGACAUCUUGAAAAUACCGCGGGUAGUUGUGUUUAUUAUAUUCGCGGUCGUCGCUGGUUUCUUUGACAGUUUCAUUAUUUAUUAUAUGUUUUGGUUCUUGGAAGAAUUGUCAGAGGUGACUGGCACGACGUCAAGUAUAAAGUUAAUAGAAGGAACGAUUGUAGCGGGACAGAGCUUCGUUGGGGAACUGCUGUUCUUCUUCUUUUCAGGUAAAAUAAUAAAGCGAUGGGGCUACGGCACUACGCUGACCUUUUCUCUGUUCUGCUAUGGCGUGCGCAUGAUUUGCAUCUCUCUCAUACAGCAUCCGUGGCAUCUGGUCUUUAUUGAGAGUAUAAUGCAAGGUCCAACAUACGCACUGUGCUAUUCUACAAUCGUUGGGUACGCGGCUCAUGUAGCUCCCGAAGGUUAUUCUGCCACCGUCCAGGGCAUCGUCGCUGGAAUGGACGACGGAGUAGGCUUCGCCCUUGGAUCCCUGGUGGGGGGGCAGCUGUAUAGUCGGGCUGGGGGCAGGGGCUCCUUUCGUAUUCUGGCGGGAGUGGCUUUGUUAGCGUCGGGCCUGCAUGCGGUUCUAUUCGCAUGGCUGACAAGAAACGAUACAGAUCGCAAACCGCAAGUGACGUCACAGGAGGAGGGAGAGAAAAUGUUGCCACUGUCAAACAACGCCAUCUAUCGGGAGACGGUAGAGCCGCUCGCGGAGAAAUCCGAUCGAUAG